This is a messenger RNA of Closterium sp. NIES-65, 522 nucleotides long. The record is from the annotation of a GenBank genome assembly. NCBI's taxonomy places the organism in Eukaryota, Viridiplantae, Streptophyta, Zygnematophyceae, Desmidiales, Closteriaceae.
AUGGCUCCAGACGCGCGCGCUACGAUCUACGCUAUUAUAAACGCGUCCCCAGGCAUAGUGCAUAGCAGCAGGACGACCAGACACGCCUGUUGUUCAGGGCCCACAGCACCGCUCUCAACCGCACCAUCCCCAGAACUCUCCCUUCUCCCAUCGCCUACACUAUCGGUCUCCUUCCCCCCAUGUGCUCUCUUCUUCUUCCCUCCUGCCCUCCCGUACGGACUGGCGGGAGUGCUGCUGCUUGCACCUCCCGCAACCCCACAUGCUGACCCCGCCACUAGCGUCUCUGGCAUCAAUGAUACCUUAGCUGCCACUCAUAGUGCUGCUGCUAGUGGCGGGGAUGGAAGUAGGGGGGACAGGGGAAGCAGGCAAGCGCUCAGGGCAGGGCAGGGAAAGGGGCGGAGCGGAGGGCGUGGGAGUGGAUGUGUGAGGAGGUGGCGAGGAGGCCCAGGCAGAUCAGCAUGGUGCAGCUGGGAGGGACCCAUGACCAACCUCGCCCGGGUGAGUGCUUGCACGAGUGCUUGA